AUGCUCGCCCUCGCUCUCUUCCUCCUCCCCCUGACCCUCGCCGCCCCCUCGCAAAACUUCCUCAAUACCGCCAUAGCACGCACCAUCGAGCUCGGGGGAGCAACCACCUCCUCCCAGACUCAAUAUAGCGUCAAGGCGCUGUCGGACGCGCCGGGCUUAUAUCACUUGGCGUUGAGUACGAGUAGAGGAAAGGAGGUGGCGGACUGGUGGGAGGUCAGUGUGGGCGGGAAGGCGCAGGUCUUGCGGAAAGAGGUGGAAGAGGGCUUGCCUGUUGUAAAGGUGGACCUAGGGAGCUUGAAGAAGGAUGGAACGGUGACAAUAUCGCUCACCGAGAUGAUGGUCCGCGCGAGCUCUGCGCUGCCUGGAUCGAUCGCGCAGACGGAAACGCAGUUCAUGCUCUGGAAGUCAAACACGACGUAUGUGGAGAGCUGGUACACUACCGAAGUAGAGCGCGUCAAGAUCCGAUCCCCCACCCCCUUCAUCCUCUCCUACCCCGAGAUCCCAACCACCUACACUCGGGACAACACCGUCACUCGCGCCGGCGCGACUCUGACCCUCGGUCCCUUCCACAACCUCCCACCGACGCUGGGUUCUGCGUCGAGUGUGGAGCAGGCGCCAUUCUCGGUGCAUUAUGAACACAAGGAGGCGGUGGUGGCGCUGAGGAGCCUGAAGCGGGCGGUGGAGGUUAGUCAUUGGGGUGCGAACGUGAAUACGCAGGAUGAGCUGGAUUUGGUUAAUAUCGGGCCUAAGCUCAAAGGACACUUCUCCCGCCUGGCACACCAACAAUCGCGAUUCCAUGCCUCCGUCCCCGCCCAGAUCUUCACCGAGCUCCAGCUCCGCCUCCCCGCCCAAGCCCACUCGGUCUAUUACUACGACACCAUCGGCAACGUCUCCACCUCGCACUUCCGGCCCGGCUCCGUGCCUCCUCCGCCCUCGUCCUCCGCGGGCAAGAAGAUCCGGACCCAGCGCUCGGUUGACGGGCAUGUGGCUCUCCGACCGCGAUACCCUAUCCUCGGCGGGUGGAACUAUUCGUUUACUGUCGGAUAUGACCAGCCUGCGGGGGAUGUGUUGAGGAUUGCGGAGGGAGGCAAGAGGUUGUUGGGCGUACCGUUCUUUAAUGCCGUGAAGGACAUGGUGGUGGAUGAGAUGGAGAUGGUGGUUGUUCUGCCAGAAGGAGCUAGGGAUGUCGAGGUGUUUACUCCGUUCGAGGUGGACAGUAUUACACACUCUGUCAUCAAGACGUAUCUUGACACCACUGGCAGACCGACUGUCACUCUCAAAAAGAGCAGAUGUACAGAGAACCACGGGGAGACUAUCUAUGUCUCGUAUACCUUCCCCACGGCCGCACUGCUGCAAAAGCCACUGACGGUCGCUGCUGUCGUCGGCGGGAUGUUCUUGUUGGCUAUGGGGCUGAGACGGGUGGAUUGGAGCAUCGAGAAGAAGCGGAAAUAG
Molecule: messenger RNA, 1452 nt
Organism: Dioszegia hungarica
Lineage: Eukaryota; Fungi; Basidiomycota; Tremellomycetes; Tremellales; Bulleribasidiaceae
Product: Ribophorin I
Exons: 6
Coding region: 1-1452 (483 amino acids)
Cellular component (GO): oligosaccharyltransferase complex; membrane
Source: RefSeq, a predicted model, not a curated record